Molecule: messenger RNA, 2382 nt
Organism: Achroia grisella
Lineage: Eukaryota; Metazoa; Arthropoda; Insecta; Lepidoptera; Pyralidae
Gene: Cog4
Product: conserved oligomeric Golgi complex subunit 4
Exons: 14
Coding region: 142-2256 (704 amino acids)
Source: RefSeq, a predicted model, not a curated record
AUAUUUCCGUCAUUUCAGCUGUCAAUGUUGUCAACAUCACAAUUUAUAUUCUAAAAAAAUCUAAACAACAAUUUAUAUUUAUUUAUAUAGAAGCUGUGAAUAAUUAAACAUAAUAACAGUUUUGCAAAUAAAAUAUCAAAUAUGUCUUUAGCUUUAUUGUUAGAAAAGUAUGACGUGUCUACAGAGGAUGGUCUGCAAAAAGCUUUACUUGAAAUUCAAAAAGAAGAGGUGGAAGUAGAUGAAGCCUUAGCUGGUGUAUUAUCUCGCACAUGCUCCUUAGAGGCACGACUACGCAGUGCCAGCCAGGCCUACACCAAGCUGGGAGAAGUUAAAACAGACGCACAAACUGCUGUCGACAUGGUAGAGAAAACGGCAGAACUAGCUAAAGAUGUCAGUGCUAAAGUACGCCAGCUGGAUUUAGCUAGAUCACGUGUGGCGGAGUGUCAGCGACGCGUCCACGACCUCAUAGACUUGCAGAUCUGCAGCGCUGGAGUAGAAGCAGCCAUAAAAGCACAUGAUUAUGAGACGGGCGCGGCGCACGUGGCGCGGUACCGCAGCAUGGCGCCCGGCUCGCUGCAGGCGGCGGCGGCCCGCGGCGCCCCCGACCCGCGCGCCGCCAUGGCCCGCGCCGCCGCCACGCUGCACCGCCACCUCGUGCGCAAGUUUGAGGAAGCAGCUAAAAAGGAAGACGAAGCAGCGGUUGAGCGUCUAUUCAAGCUGUUCCCACAGAUCGGUCGCGCUGAGGAAGGCGUCGAUUUGCUCGCCAAGUAUCUCCUUACACAAGCGGAGGGUGCGAUCCGUCGUGCGAGCGUGGUGAGCGGCGGAGGGAGUGCGGAGGCGGCGGUGUACGCGGACGCCAUGACGCGCGUACUGGAGGCGGGCGGCGCGGCCGUGGAGCGCGCGCGGCAGCAGACCGGCGCCGCCGCCGCCGCCGGCCUGCUGCCGCGCGCCCUGCGCACGCUGCAGCCCGCGGUGUGUGCGGGCGCUCGCCGCGUGCUGGUGGCGCUGCGUGCGGCGCGGCUGUCGGGGGGCGCGGCGGGCGGGGCGCUGGCCGCGGAGCCCGUGCUGGCCGAGCUGGCGCUCUCUCUGUCCCGGCUGCGGCUCUACUUCGACUUCCUGCGCCGGAAGACAGAGGCAGACGCGUCGAGUCUGGACGAAGCAGGCAGAGAGGCGUGCGUGGCUGCCACGGAGAAGAUCAUAGCGGAGUGCGACCUGACGCGUGUCACGCAGGACAUGCUCGCGCACUACCUCGAGCUGGAAAGGUAUUUCCUUGAGGAGAGUAUGAGUAAAGCGUUGAAGAUGGCAACACCACAGCCGGGUGCAACUACAUCAAGUCUCGUCGACGACGUGUUCUUUAUCGCUAGGAAGGUUAUAAGGCGGUCGGUGUCGACCGGCAGCGUGGAGGGCGCGUGCGCGGUGCUGAACGAGGUGGGCGCGGGCGUGGAGCGGCCCGCCGCCGCGCUGCGCCGCUGGCUGCGCGCGCCGCCCGACGCGCUCCCCCUCCCGCCGCCCGCCGCCGACCGCGCCGCGCCCGCGCCGCCGCCGCCGCUCACCAGGGACCUGGACGCGCAGCGGGCGCUCUUCCUGGCGCACGUGAACGAGGCGGAGGCCGGCGGGGAGUGGGCGGAGCAGCUGGCGGCCGAGGCGGCGGCGGCGGCGGGCGCGCUGAGCAACGCGGCGCACGGCCGGCAGCACGCGGCGCAGUGCGCGGCGGGGCUGGCCGGCGCCGCCGCCGCCUUCCGCGCCGCGCGCGACCUCGCGCUCGCCGCGCUGCGGGCCGCGCUCGCGCCGCGCCUGCACGCCUGGGCCGACGCGCUCGCCGCGCCCGCGCACGCAGAGGACAUCGAAGAAGAAUCCGAUGCGAGCGCAUUACCAACUGCAUUGGACACGCUGGCUGAGGCGGCGCGCGCGCAGCUAGCGGCGUCCGUAGCCGAGGCCGUGCUGGUGGCCGCCGUCACAGAUCUGGCGGUGAACACCGAGCGCCGUAUAUUGCAGAACCGGUACACCAGGGAGGCGGGAUUGGCGGUGGAGCGUCGCGCGCGACGACUAGCGGCUUGGGCCGGCGGCGCAGCCCCCGCGGCCCGCGAGCGGUGCGCGCGCCUCACGCAGGUCGCCGCGCUGCUCGCACUCGAGCGGCUGCAGCACGCGCGGCACGCGCUGCAGCCCGCCGCGCGCCUCGCGCCGCCGGACCUGCGGGACGUGCUCGCGCGCAGGGUUGACUUCAAAAUAGAUGACAUAAAACGGCUGAAGCUAUAAUCUACAGACGACCAUCAAAAUUAUUAUUUUUUAUUAGAAAAUAAGAGAAAUACCUAUAUGCAUUUCUAAUGUUAUAAUAUAUUUUAUAUCGGGAAUAAAUAAGCGAGUUAAAAUAAAACAAUAUUA